Messenger RNA from Brassica oleracea var. oleracea, 2453 nucleotides. Its product is annotated as pentatricopeptide repeat-containing protein At5g15980, mitochondrial. Lineage: Eukaryota; Viridiplantae; Streptophyta; Magnoliopsida; Brassicales; Brassicaceae. The record is from RefSeq and is a predicted model, not a curated record. The transcript has a single exon. The coding region runs from base 190 to 2166 and encodes 658 amino acids. Gene Ontology annotation, biological process: RNA splicing. Gene Ontology annotation, molecular function: protein binding.
GUUUUUUUCCCUCCACGUCAUCGAAACAGAACCUUCUCUCUCAUCUAGCAGUGUUUUCUCGCCUCGAAAAUCAAAAUCCUCACUAAAACCCUAAACAUUUCUCAGAGCUUUCUCAAUCGCUGUUCCUCCUCCGUCUCACUCCUCCUCAUAAAGACUCAACCUUUCGAGAUCCACAGAUACAAAUCAAAUAUGAGAUAUCAACAAUGGCGAUUGAUGCUUCUCAGAAUCCACCGUGCUUCUCCUUCUCCUCACUUUCAGGUAACCUCCGUUUCAACCCGAUCCAUCUCUUCUCUCCUCCACACACGUUCCCAACCCAGAUCUCCGCAACAAAGCCAAGAUCUUUCUCGCUUAAGAUCCCCAAUCACGACUCGAACCUUCUCCUCCGACCCCGCGGUUAGAAAAGAGAAGUCCGCUUCCGAAGCCACCGUGAUCGACAUCUUCACCAGAUUGAGCUCCGAAGACGAGAUCAAGAAAGAGCUCGAGUCUAGCCACAUCGUCCUCACCCAAGACUUAGCUUUAAAAGUUCUGAGAAAGCUCGAAUCAAACCCAGAUGUCGCUAAAAGGCUUUUCAAUUGGGCCAAAGAGGCUUUCCCCACCUCGAAAAGCUACAACAUGAUGCUUCGUAUCCUCGGUGGGAACGGGCUCGUCGACGAGUUUUGGGGUUUGGUUAGUUCCAUGAAGAGGAAAGGUCACGGCUUGUCCGCUAACGUUAGAGAUAAAGUCGGCGACAAGUUUCGUAAAGACGGGCUUGUGAAAGACUUUAUAAGGCUGAGAAAGCUCUUCCCUUUAGAUCCGUCGGAUGAUGAUUCUUCUCCCGAGAGCGUUUGCGUUAAGGUGUGUAAGGUCGUGGAGAAGGAAGAGUGGAGUGAUGACGUGGAGAAGCAGAUAAGAGAGUUGAACGUUGAGUUUGGGAGCGAUUUGGUUAAGAUGAUUGUGGAGAGUCUUGACGUGGAGCCUAGGAAGGCUCUGCUGUUCUUCCGUUGGGUUGACGAGUCUGGUCUCUUUAAGCAUGAUGAGAAAACGUAUAACGCUGUGGCUAGGGUUCUGGGGAGAGAGAAGUUCUUAGAUAGGUUUCAGAACGUCGUUGGAGAGAUGAAGAGCGCUGGUUACGAGGUGGAGUUAGAGACUUAUGCUGCGGUUUCGACGAGGUUUUGCCAGAGUAAGUUGAUCGAGGAAGCUGUUGACUUGUUCGAGAUUGCAAUGGAGGGUGGGAGUGAUGGUAACAAACCCACCUCUCACUGCUUAUCUUUGUUGCUCAAGAAGAUUGUGACCACCAAGGUUCUGGAUACGGAGUUGUUUUCGAGAGCUGUGGAGGCUUAUACCAAAAAGGGUAACGUUUUGACGGAUGGUAUGAUGAAGUCUGUGUUAAAGUCCCUAAUCAGCGUGGAUAAGGUUGCUCAGAGCAAUGAGGUGUUGAAAGCAAUGAAGAAAGGAGGAUAUCUCCCAAGUAGCGAUCUGCAGAGGGUGAUUGCAUCAGAGCUUAGUCGUAAAGGAAAGAAAGACGAAGCUGAUGAGCUUGUAGACUUUAUGGAAGCGUCCGGGACUAACCUAGAUGAUAAGGCGAUGGCUUCUCUUGUUGAAGGGUACUGUGACUCCGGAGAUCUUAAGGAAGCUUUAGCGAGUUUCGAGAAAAUGGUUGGUAAAGAGGGGGUAGUAUCAAAUGCUGAUCAUGCGUUUGAGAAGCUGGUUCAUGCUUACUGCAACAAGAAUCAGGUAAGAGAUGCGUACAAGCUUUUGUGUUCACAAGUAAAGCAGAAUCAGGUCAAACCUCUUCAUAGCACGUACAAGUGUUUGGUGCGUAAUCUGCUGACGAAGAAGAUUGCUAGUGAGGGUGGGUUUGAAGAAGCUUUGAGUCUUCUACCAAUGAUGAAAGAUCAUGGGUUCCCUCCUUUCAUUGACCCUUUCAUGAGUUACUUCUCGAAAACUGGAACAAGCUCCGAAGCUUACAGUUUUCUCAAGGCUAUAACCUCGUAUCAUUUUCCAUCUAUCUCGGUGGUGUUGCGUGUGUUUGAAACAAUGAUGAAGUCUGCAAGGCAGAGUGAGGCGCAGGAUCUACUCUCUUUGUGCCCAGACUAUAUCCGUAAUGAUCCAGAUGUUCUUGAACUCUUCUACUCCAUGAAAUCUGAUGGAUCUGCUGUAGAGGAACCUUUGGCUGCUUCUUCUUAGCUCCAGUUUUAGUUUACAAUCCACCAAGUUCUUUUUUUGUUUCUGGUCAUUUGAUUCACAAGAAGUUGGUGCACUGGUCAUUUGAUUCACAAGAAGUUGUUUCCUACUGUUCCCUUUUGUAUCAUCACCAUUCACCAGUUUAGUGUCUUCAUCAACUUGGUGCACUGGCAAAAUAAUUUUAAGCUACUCUGGUUCUUUUAUUUUUCAAAAUUUUCAUAUUCUGCUUCUUGGAUCUACAUUGGAUGCCCAUGAGUGUUCUGAUCAUUAGUAACAAGAUCUAUCUGUGA